GCGGCGGCGGCGGCGGCGGGGAGCCGGGGGCGGAGGCGAGGCCGGCGGGCGGCUGAGGCACGUCCUGACCCACGGGCGGCCGGGCCGCGGGCGGCUCUCCCGGAGGCGGUGUCCGCGGUGCCAGCGGCGGCGGCCGCCCCGCGGACAGGAUGGCGUUCAGCAAGGGCUUCCGCGUCCACCACAAGCUGGACCCCCCGCCCUUCAGCCUCAUGGUGGAGACCCGGCAGCGCGAGGAGUGCCUCCUGUUCGAGUCCGGGGCGGUGGCCGUGCUCUCUUCUGCAGAAAAGGAGGCAAUCAAGGGUACAUACUCCAAAGUGCUGGAUGCGUAUGGACUCCUCGGUGUUUUACGGCUCAAUCUGGGCGACACCAUGCUACAUUAUCUGGUCCUCGUCACCGGAUGCAUGUCUGUGGGGAAAAUUCAGGAAUCUGAAGUGUUCCGAGUGACUUCCACCGAAUUCAUAUCCCUGCGAGCCGACUCUGCCGACGAGGAUCGCAUUUCAGAAGUGCGCAAGGUGUUGAACUCGGGGAACUUCUACUUCGCGUGGUCCGCCUCGGGGGCCAGUUUGGACCUGAGUCUCAGUGCCCAUCGCAGCGUGCAGGAGCACACGACCGACAACAGGUUUUUCUGGAACCAGUCGCUGCACCUGCACCUGCAGCACUACGGCGUGAGCUGCGACGACUGGCUGCUGCGCCUCAUGUGCGGGGGCGUGGAGGUCAGGACCAUCUACGCGGCCCACAAGCAGGCCAAGGCCUGCCUCAUCUCCCGGCUGAGCUGCGAGCGCGCCGGGACCAGGUUCAACGUCCGGGGGACCAACGACGACGGCCACGUGGCCAAUUUUGUGGAAACGGAGCAGGUCGUGUACUUAGAUGACUCUGUUUCUUCCUUCAUCCAAAUCCGGGGCUCGGUUCCGUUGUUCUGGGAGCAGCCAGGCUUGCAGGUGGGCUCUCACCGUGUCCGGAUGUCCCGGGGCUUCGAAGCCAACGCGCCCGCCUUUGACAGGCAUUUUAGGACACUGAAGACUCUGUAUGGCAAACAAAUAGUAAUAAACCUGCUGGGCUCUAAGGAAGGGGAACAUAUGCUGAGCAAGGCCUUCCAGAGCCACCUGAAGGCUUCGGAGCACGCCGCCGACGUGCAGAUGGUGAGCUUCGACUACCACCAGAUGGUGAAGGGCGGCAAGGCCGAGAAGCUGCACAGCGUCCUCAGGCCUCAGGUCCAGAGGUUCCUCGAUUACGGCUUCUUCCAUUUCGACGGCAACGACGUUCGAAGGUGCCAGAGUGGGACCGUCCGCACCAACUGCUUGGACUGCCUGGACAGGACCAACAGCGUGCAGGCCUUCCUGGGCCUGGAGAUGCUGGCGAAGCAGCUGGAAGCCCUCGGCUUGGCUGAGAAGCCCCAGCUGGUGACUCGCUUUCAGGAGGUUUUCCGCUCCAUGUGGUCGGUGAACGGUGACUCCAUCAGUAAGAUCUAUGCCGGGACCGGGGCUCUGGAAGGCAAGGCCAAGGCUGGGAAGUUAAAAGAUGGUGCUCGUUCUGUCACCAGAACGAUUCAGAAUAACUUCUUUGACAGCUCCAAGCAAGAGGCCAUUGACGUUUUGCUCCUGGGAAACACUCUAAAUAGUGAUUUAGCUGACAAAGCGCGAGCCCUUUUAACCACUGGAAGUUUGCGUGCCUCUUCCAAAGUCCUGAAGAGCAUGUGCGAGAACUUCUACAAGUACUCCAAGCCCAAGAAGAUCCGCGUGUGCGUGGGCACGUGGAACGUGAACGGCGGGAAGCAGUUCCGCAGCAUCGCCUUCAAGAACCAGACGCUCACCGACUGGCUGCUCGACGCGCCCAAGCUGGCGGGCAUCCAGGAGUUCCAAGAGAGAAGAAGCAAGCCGACGGACAUAUUUGCGAUUGGGUUUGAGGAGAUGGUGGAGCUGAAUGCGGGGAACAUCGUGAAUGCGAGCACCACGAACCAGAAGCUCUGGGCCGCGGAGCUCCAGAGGACCAUCUCCCGGGACCACAAGUACGUGCUGCUGGCCUCCGAGCAGCUGGUGGGCGUCUGCCUGUUCGUCUUCAUCCGCCCGCAGCACGCGCCCUUCAUCAGGGAUGUCGCCGUGGAUACUGUGAAGACGGGAAUGGGAGGCGCCACUGGCAACAAGGGAGCGGUGGCCAUCCGCAUGCUGUUCCACACGACCAGCCUCUGCUUCGUCUGCAGCCACUUCGCCGCCGGGCAGUCCCAGGUCAAAGAGCGGAACGAGGACUUCGCGGAGAUCGUGCGGAAGCUGAGCUUCCCCAUGGGAAGGAUGCUCUUUUCCCACGACUACGUGUUCUGGUGCGGCGAUUUCAACUACCGCAUCGACCUCCCUAACGAGGAGGUGAAGGAGCUCGUCAGGCAGCAGAACUGGGACUCGCUCAUCGCCGGGGACCAGCUGGUCAGCCAGAAGAACGCCGGGCAGAUUUUUAGAGGAUUUUUAGAAGGAAAAGUAACCUUUGCUCCGACAUAUAAAUAUGAUUUGUUUUCUGAAGACUAUGACACCAGCGAAAAGUGCCGCACCCCCGCGUGGACCGACCGCGUCCUCUGGAGGAGGAGGAAGUGGCCUUUUGAUCGAUCAGCCGAGGACCUGGAUCUCCUCAACGCCAGUUUCCAGGACGGAAGCCAGAUCCUCUACACGUGGACGCCGGGCACGCUGCUGCACUACGGGCGGGCCGAGCUGAAGACCUCCGACCACAGGCCCGUGGUCGCCCUCAUCGACAUCGACAUCUUCGAGGUGGAGGCCGAGGAGAGGCAGAGCGUCUACAGGGACGUCCUGGCCGAGCAGGGCCCGCCCGACGCCACGGUGCUGGUCUCCGUCCAGAGCUUGGGGCCAGAGGGUGGCUUCUUCGAUGACACUCUAAUCGACGAGCUUCUGCAGCAGUUUGCGAAUUUUGGUGAAGUCGUUCUCAUAAGGUUCGUAGAAGAUAAAAUGUGGGUGACGUUUCUGGAGGGAAGUUCGGCCUUGAGUGUGCUGGGCCUCAGUGGUAAAGAGUUCCUGGGCCGGACUGUGACCAUCACUUUGAAAAGUCCUGACUGGAUCAAGAACUUGGAAGCAGAGAUAAGUUUAGAGAAGAUUAACGUCCCGUUGCCUUCGUCGACAAGCUCCACGCUGCUGGGCGAGGACGCGGACGUGGCGGCAGACUUCGACCUGGAAGGGGACGUGGACGAGGACGGCGCCGAGGUGGAGGAGGCGCUCCCCCAGCACCUGCAGCCGGCCCCGGGCUCCGGCCUGGGCGCGUCCCCCAGCUCGUCCCCGCGGACCAGCCCCUGCCAGUCGCCCACCAUAGCGGACGGCCCCCUGCCCUCCCUGCCCGUCAGGCCGAGCCGGACCGCAUCCAGGACUCCGGGGCAGCCGCCCUUACAGAGUGCCCCUCCAGGCUCUCCCGUGGACACGCCGCCAGCCGCGCAGCCCCAGAAGGAUGCUCCGCAGGUCCUGGAGCCAAAGCGGCCGCCGCCUCCCCGCCCGGGGGCCCCUCCGGCGCGGCCGGCGCCCCCGCAGCGACCACCUCCGCCUUCAGGGGCCAGGAGUCCGGCGCCUGCCAGGAAGGAGCUUGGAGAUGCACGUGUGAUGCCCGUUCCAGGCCGCAGCCAGCCUUCCCCUCCAGCGGGACUCGCGGCCCCAGGACCCGCUGGACACGGCACCACCAGACCGACCAUCCCGCCCCGCGCCGGGGUGAUCAGCGCCCCGCAGAGCCAGGCCCGGGCGUCCGCGGCGUCUGCUGGGAGGCCGGCUGCCGAGAGCCAGGGCAGAGCCUCCGAAGUCCCCAGAGGUUCACCUCUUCUUCCUGAGCCCCUGAAGCCUCAGGCCGCCCCGCCUGCUCCGAAGAUGCAGGAGCCCCUCGUCCCCACAGCCGCCCCGCCGCCUCAGGCCGCCCCCCAGCCCGGCUUGGAGACGCCACCCCAGCCCCCGCCGCGGAGCAGGUCCUCCCACAACCUGCCCUCUGAACCCUCGGCGCAGCCGCAGGUGAAACCCAACGGCGUCCCCGCCCUCAGACUGGAAUCGCCCUCGAGGAGCGACCCGUUUGAAGACCUGUCACUUAGUCUGCUUGCCCUGCCACAGGCCCAGCCGCCCGUGCACCCCGCCCCUGUCCUCGCCCCGGGCCCCCCGGGCGUGGUCCCCCUGCCUCCUGCCACCCAGAGUAACAGCAGCAUUUUGAGUUCCGUGAGCUGCAUGCCGGCACUGCCUCCGCUUCCAGCGCGGAGCAGAUCCCAGGAGCACGCGCGGCGCUCUCCGAACCCGUUCGCCCCGGCCUUCCCUGGCACAGACCUCCCCGCCGACACCUCCCCUGGCACAGACCUCUCCGCCGACAGGUCGAACCCAUUCAGAGCCCCGUCCAGGGACACAGAGGCGGCCGCGCGGCCCUUCCCUCCUCCGGGGCCCGACGGCUUUCAGGACCGCGCUCACCUGCAGGCCCAGGCCACAGUGAGCGCCAGCCCCCCGCGGGGGUGGGUGACCUUCGAGGAAGAGGACUUCGGGGUGAGGGCGAAGUCGAAGGCAGCCGGUCCGGGCUCCCUGGGCCCUCGGCCCGGCCUGUCCUCCGGCCCCGGCGUGACCUUUGGCGAUGACUGGGGUAAAGGGACGGGUGUUCCCCCCUGUGCGCUGCCCUCGAGGAGGCCGCCCCCGCCUCCCGGUUCUGCGCUCCCCGCAGGCCCCGCCCCUCCAGCCGACCCUUUCACGGCUCUGGCCUCCGCGGCUCCCGCUCUGGACUUCACGGAGAGAUAGCCGCAGGCCACGGCGCUCCCGUGCUGGCUGAGCGAGACCCGCAUUGUUCUCCGUUACGUGCAAUAGUCCUUGUUCCUGCACUGACGUCCAGAAAUACCACUGUGUCCUGUGUACAGCGUUGGAGUGUGUGUAUAUUGGAAAUAGGGAAACCCUUCUCGUCACUCACUGGCGUCCUGGUGUGUUUGUUGGGUAACUGAGAGCAGGAGCCAUAAAAGUGCUCAGAACUCCUCUGGAAAGGAGACCCCACUCAGAUCCUUGGUGAGUCUCCAGAGGACCUCGGGAAGCCCCACAGCUCCCGCCGGCCUGGCCCUGCGCUCACAGCAGUCACCAAAGAGCUGUCCGCGUGACGCCGACACGGGAUUCUGAGAGGCAUCGCUUUAGAGUGAGUGCACACAUGCGCACACGUGUGGUGUAUGCACUCACACAUUCUAACACUCGUCACCUAAACUCGAGGGCAUGACCCAGACCAAAUCUGUAUCUGAAAGCUCUGAGAGUUCUCAAUAUUUCAUUAUCAGAAAGUCGGCUGUCAGUGAAAUUUGGCCAUUUCUUUAAUUUUCUUUCCAAAACUAGAAUGAUCCUCACUCCUGAAACAGCAUUUUCUCUCCUUGCGCGCGCGCGCGCGCGCGCACACGCACACACACACACACACACCCCUCGGCACUCUCCAUCCAGGCCCCUGAGAGGGAAGCACGUGUCGCGGUCCGUCCUGCAGACAUGCCAGCCCUUUCCGAGGAGCGGGUGGCGCGUGUCUGCAAGGCACGUGCCGUGGGUUCGGUGAGAAAUUCAGUGCCAAGUGUCCCCUCUGUACACGGUGUGUGCUGCCCGCUCCCUCCGCCUCCCGUCGGCUGCUCUGCCUCUGGAGCUUCCUUAGUUGGGAGAGCAGCUGGGUGGGGGGUGCACUCUGCACUGGGUCUUCCCUGCAGGUCUGCUCCCCCUGAGGAGGCUGCGGGCCCACGGGGCGCUGCUGGAAGCUCUCCUGCUCUGCUGCAUCCACUGACCCCGCUUUUAUGAAGCACACGGAAUUUUUACAGAAUGUAGUAUUUUGAUAUCAUUAAGUAAUCCCAAUCAGGAAUCCUUGGGCAGUUGUUUUGUUGUAAAUUCAAGCUAAAGUCAUCUGGACCCAGUAAGACUUACAUUAACGCUCCUUCCUAUAAAGCGUUGUGUGUCCACCUAAACCCCGUGUCCUCAUUGAACCUUGACGGAUGUGCAUCGGGGAGAGCAGGAGCGGGGUCCGUGGUGAGAGAGUGGAGAAGCACAGAACUGCAUUGCACUCAGCCACAGAGAGCAAAUCCCUAGGGAAAGUGCUUCAUUCUAAAUGCUUAAAUGUUACCAGCAUCCUCUUUUUAUAGACGUAAUCCUCUCUGUUCACAGCCAGUAACUCUUGUGAGUUUUCUGUUGUGCUUUUUGAGGUUCUAAGCAUUUCAGCAACAGUGUAUCUUCAACGGCAGUAUUCCUCUAAGCCGGAUGCUUCAUAUGUGAACUAACUUGUCCAAACUGUGGCUUUAGCUUCUACGUGAUCAGUGUGUGGUAUUUGCUCUCUAUUAGCCAAACAAUUCCUUUCGGCAGCGGCUCUGUGAGCAGUCUCCCGGCGAACCUACACUACUGCCUGAAACACACCGUGCAGCAGCGCGGCCUUGAUCCGGAAACUGGACUCGGCAAGUUGCUGAAAGUGCACAAAGCUAUGGAAGUUAAAGGUACGCUGCCGAUAACUGGCCAUUAUUCUGUCUUACUGAAACCUUGACCAGUUCCAUUAAAGCAGCAGAAUUUAGACAUUGAGGAGUUCUGUGAAUUCUCUGUUCUCCACAGUAGAUUGCUGUUUAUAUGUAAGAACUUUAUUGCUUAUGUGACACACGAUAUUUAUAACUGUACUGUAUAGAAGCCUAUAUUACAGUCAGUGGUACACAUUCUGUACAUAUCCUGUGAAAUGUGCUGUCAUGUGAAAUAAACAGACCUUCUCUCCAUAUC
Messenger RNA from Eptesicus fuscus (big brown bat), 6704 nucleotides. RefSeq names its product synaptojanin 1 (gene SYNJ1). Bases 150 to 4739 code for a protein of 1529 amino acids. Gene Ontology annotation, molecular function: phosphatidylinositol-4,5-bisphosphate 5-phosphatase activity; RNA binding. The record is from RefSeq and is a predicted model, not a curated record. NCBI's taxonomy places the organism in Eukaryota, Metazoa, Chordata, Mammalia, Chiroptera, Vespertilionidae. Gene Ontology annotation, biological process: brain development; phosphatidylinositol dephosphorylation; synaptic vesicle endocytosis. The transcript is spliced from 29 exons. Gene Ontology annotation, cellular component: perinuclear region of cytoplasm; presynapse.